ACAUGAUUUUUAAUAAAUUUUCAAGAUUCUUUUUCUUUAAUUAUAAUAAUAAUAAUUUAUUUUCAUGAUUUUAUUUUAAUAAUUUUAUUAAUUAUUUUAAUUUUUAUUUUAUAUAUUAUAAUUUGAUUUUUUUUUAAUAAAUUAAUUAAUAAGAAUAUUCUUCAUAAUCAAUUAAUUGAAAUUAUUUGAACAAUUAUUCCAAUAAUUAUUUUAAUUUUUAUAGCUUUACCUUCAUUAAAUAUUUUAUAUAUGUUAGAAGAAAUAGUUAAUCCAUUUAUAACUAUUAAAAUUUUAGGUCAUCAAUGAUAUUGAAGAUAUGAAUAUAGAGAUUUUUUUAUAAUUGAAUUUGAUUCUUUUAUAUUGAAAGAUUAUUUAAUAUCUAAUUUUCGUUUAUUAGAUGUUGAUAAUCGAUUAAUUUUACCUAAAAAUUUUAUAGUUCGUGGUUUAGUAAGUUCAGUUGAUGUAAUUCAUUCUUGAACAAUUCCUUCUUUAGGAAUUAAAAUUGAUAGAAUUCCUGGUCGAAUAAAUCAAUUUUUUGUAAUAAUUAAUCGUUCUGGUUUAUUUUUUGGACAAUGUUCAGAAAUUUGUGGAUUAAAUCAUAGUUUUAUACCUAUUGUUUUAGAGGUUGUUAAAUUAAGCAAUUUUAUAAAUUGAAUUAAAACUAAUUUUUAAAAUUUUUAAAUAA
Molecule: messenger RNA, 685 nt
Organism: Cotesia glomerata
Lineage: Eukaryota; Metazoa; Arthropoda; Insecta; Hymenoptera; Braconidae
Product: cytochrome c oxidase subunit 2-like
Exons: 1
Biological process (GO): ATP synthesis coupled electron transport
Cellular component (GO): membrane
Molecular function (GO): cytochrome-c oxidase activity; copper ion binding
Source: RefSeq, a predicted model, not a curated record